GGCAGGGGGUGUGUCAAGUCACUUCCCCUCUGCGUUCCUCCAGAGGAGCGUAGGCUAAACCUUAUCCAAGAAGCGUCUGUUAGAGACAGAAGAACUGGCACGAGCUGAAACUUUUAAAGCGGUGAAUACACGAACAAGGAUAUAUAUAUAUAUUAGAAGCUUUAAAAAGUCACUCAAACUUUUUCGGUGUAUAAAGAAGCCAUCACUCAACACAACCACCCCUUUCAGAAUGCCAGGAGAACGAUUGAUGGCGAGCGGUUCUGAUGUGGGCCGUUUCCAUGGCAAUGCCCUGACCAUAGCGGAGGCAACCAACCAGGAGGAGGCGGAGUCUAAGGAGCAGGGGGGCUCUCUCCAGGGUGUUCAGAAGAUAUGCUGCUGCUGGCCACGCCAGAGCAGCUUGUACGAUACAGUUGUCACGGACGAAGUGGUGAAACAUGCCCCGAUUCCUGAGCCCCCACUGCCCCACACUGGAGACAAUCAGCUGGAAGAGUUGAUGUUGUCAGUGCACUCGGUGGAUCUACUGAGCUCUAAAAUGGGUCAGAACCGCAUGGAGCAUCACACCGACCGUUACCAUGGCAACGCACUCAUCAUCCGACGUGGCCAGACCUUCCAGAUAGAACUGGACCUGUCGCGACCUUUUAACUCCAACACAGACAAACUCCACCUGGACCUCAGGACAGGACCCCUCCCCAUGGUGUCAAAGAACACGCACAUCAUCAUUCAAUUGGUGGAAGAGCUGGAGGACGACCGCUGGGAGGCCAAGAUAGCGGAGCGGAACGGCAACAGGAUCAAGCUGUCCGUCAACUCACACGCCAAAGCUGUGAUUGGCAAGUACAAGCUCACUGUGACGGUGGAGUCUCCGAAGGGGGGGUCUGCAACCACACACGACCCCAGGAAAGACAUCGUCAUGCUGUUCAACCCCUGGUGUGAAGAUGACACCGUGUACAUGGAUGAUGAGGAGGAGAAGAAGGAGUAUGUGCUGAAUGACACAGGAAGACUCUACUACGGCACAGAGAAACAGAUUGGAGAUCGCACAUGGAACUACGGACAAUUCCUUGAGGGGAUGCUGGAGGCCUGUCUCUAUGUGCUGGAGAAGAGUGAGAUCCCUCCGCCUGGUAGAGGGGACCCUGUCAACGUGGUCAGAGUCAUAUCUGCCAUGAUCAACUCCCAAGAUGACAAUGGGGUCCUGGCUGGGAAUUGGUCAGGGAACUAUGUGGGAGGAGUUUCCCCUACAGCCUGGAAUGGCAGUGUGGAGAUCCUGAAGAAAUACCACAAGGAGGGAGGCCUGCCUGUCAAAUACGGACAGUGCUGGGUCUUCUCUGGGGUCACCACCACAGUGCUCAGGUGCUUGGGUAUACCGUGCCGUAGUGUAACAAACUUCCAGUCGGCCCACGACACGGAUGUCUCACUCACCACAGACAUAUAUUUUGACGAGAAAAUGGAGCCGUUCGACGAACUCAACACUGACUCUGUUUGGAAUUUCCAUGUAUGGAACGACUGUUGGAUGGCCAGACCAGACCUUCCUCCUGGUAACGGCGGCUGGCAGGCAUUAGACGCCACCCCGCAGGAGACCAGCCAGGGGACCUUCCGCUGUGGCCCUGCUUCUGUCACCGCCAUCCGCACCGGCCAGGUCUACCUCAAAUACGACACACCUUUCAUCUUUGCUGAGGUGAACAGUGAUAAGAUCUACUGGCAGAGGAACCUGGAUGGUAUCUUCACUCAGAUCCAAUGUGAAAAGAAGGCUGUGGGCCACUGCAUCAGCACCAAGGCUGUGGGCUCUGACAAACGCGAUGACAUCACACACCUGUACAAACACACCGAAGGAUCAGAGGAGGAACGUAUCGCCGUGGAGACAGCCAGUCGUUAUGGCACCAAGCCUGACGUGUACUCUAAAUCCAUGGCGGAGGACGUGAGCUUGGAGGUGAAGUUGGAGGGAGAGGGGCCUCGUAUGGGGGCUGACGCCCAGCUGACCAUCGUGAUGACCAAUUUCAGCUCCCAGACCCGCAAGACCACGCUACACAUCCAGGUGGCAGUCAUGUACUACACCGGGGUGCUGAAGGGCACCGUCAAGAAGGACAAGAUGCCUGUGGCGCUCAAGCCCAAUGAAGUGAAGGCCAUGCAGUGGGUCCUGCCCUACCAUAGCUACCAGGACCAGCUGGUGGACCAGGCUGCUCUAAUGCUGACUCUGUCUGGACGGGUCAGCGAGACCCAACAGGUCCUGGCCACUCAGACCAGCUUCAGGCUACGCACACCUGACCUCAACAUUGAGACAGAAAUACUCCUCAGUUUCAUCAGCUGGCCGGAUAACUGGUCUCAGAUGAUCCUGCAGGCUGUAGGGGAGGCGGUGGUAGGUAAGAAGAUGACAGCCAAGAUCACGUUCACCAACCCUCUGCCACGUACACUGAGGGGCGUGGUGCUCAGGGUGGAGGGACUGGGCCUGCAGGAGGUCAAAGAGGUGGUUGUGGGUGAUGUUGGGAGCCACUCUACGGUGACUCGGACAGAACACUUCAUACCCACCCAGGCUGGACACAGGAAGCUGGUAGCAGCUCUGGACUGUAAACAGCUGACACAGGUGCAUGGGGUUGCUGACAUCGUUGUCCAGGACCAAUGAGAGGGAGCCUUCAACUGCUCUCUUCUGUCCACUUAUCUGGUGUUUCAUUCAAGUCUCCAAAAGAGAAUGGGAAGCCUUUUAUUCAGUUUUCCCAUGAUUUGAGUGUAAUAAUUUUUUUUUCAUGCUGACAUGUAAUUAUGGAAAUACCCUGAUCGUUGGAUGAAGUUGUACACUAAAUUGUUUUUACCCGUGUUAAUGUUUUUAAUACUCAUGUCAUAUUUUUCCAAAUCAAUCAAGUUUAUUUGUCACAUGCUUCGUAAACAACAGGUGUAGACUAGCAGUGAAAUGCUCUCUGACGGGCCCUUCCCAACAAUGCAGAGAGAGAAGAAGGAUCAAUAGAAGAAGAAGAAUUCGAGGAAUAAAUACACAAGGAGUAACGAUAACCUGGCUAUAUACACGGGGUGCCAAGUCAAUGUGCUGGGGUCGGAGGUAAUUGAGGUAGAUAAAAUAGGUAGGGAUAAAGUGACUAGGCAACAGGAUAGAUAAUAAACAGCAGUAGCCUAAGUGAUGAAUAAAAAUAGUUAGUGCAAAAGGGGUCAAUGCACAUAGUUAAAUAGUUAACCAAUAGCUACUCGGACAAACUAUUUUGCGGUCUUAUGGCUUGGGGGUAGAAGUUGUUCAGAGUCCUGUUGGUCCCAGACUUGGUGCAUCGGUACCACUUGCCGUGUGGUAUCAGAACAAACAUUCUAUUAUUUGGGAGGCUGGCUGGCCUUUCUCUGACAUUGCCUGGUAAGCUCGGCCCCAGUGAUGUACUGGGCCAUACGCACUACCCUCUGUAGGGCCUUGCGGUCAAAUUCCAAGCAGUUGCCAAACCAAGUGGUGAUGCAGCCAGUCAAGAUGCUCUCAAUGGCGCAGCUAUAUAACUUUUUGAGGAUCUGAAGGCCCAUGCAUAAUCUUUUUAGCAAUAGAGGGGGAAGAGGCAUUGCCGUGCCUUCUUCAGGACUGUGUUGGUGUGUGUGGACCAUGAUAAUGCCUUAGUGAUGUGGACACAGAUUCUUGAAGCUCUAGGCUCCGUCCACUGCAGCCAUGUCGAUGUGGAUGGAGGGCGUGCUCAGCCCACCUUUUCCUGUAGUCCGCGAUCAGCUUCUUUGUCUUGCUGACAUUGACGUUGAGGUUGUUGUCCUGGCACCACACUGCCAGGUCACUGACUUCCAUAUAGGCUGUCUCAUCAUGGUCGGUGAUCAGGCCAACCACCGUCGUGUCAUCAGCAAACUUAAUGAUGGUAUUGCAGUCAUGCACCGCCACGCAGUCGUGGGUGAACAGGUACAAGAGGGGACUAAGCACGCACGCGAGGGGCCCAUGUUGACGGUCACCGUGUCGGAUGUGUUUGCCUAUCCUCACCACCUGCAAGCGGCCCAUCAGGAAGUCCAAGAUCCAGUUGCACAGGGAGGUGUUCAGUCCCAGGGUCCUGAGCUUAGUGACGAGCGUGGAGGACACAAUGGUAUUGAAUGCUGAGCUAUAGUCAAUGAACAAUGUGACAACAAUAGAAAAAAAAGAAAGUCUAUAUGCAGUGUGUGAAAAUGGCGUGAGGAGGUAAGGCAAUAAAUAGGCCAUAGUAGCAAAGUAACUGCAAUUUAGCAGAUUAACACUGGAGUGAUAGAUGAGCAGAUGAGGAUGUGCAAGUAUUGAUACUGGUGUGCGAAAGAGCAGAAAAGUAAAUAAAAACAAUAUGGGGAUGAGGUAGGUAGAUUGGGUGGGCUAUUUACAAAUGGACUAUGUGCAGCUGCAACGAUCGGUUAGCUGCUCAGAUUUUUUGCAAUUCGUUCCAGUCACUGGCAGCAGAGAAUUGGAAGGAAAGGCGAUCAAAAGAGGUGUUGUCUUUGGGGAUGACCAGUGAGAUAUACCUGCUGGAGCGCGUGCUACGGGUGGGUGUUGUCAUCGUGACCAGUGAGCUGAGGUAAGAUGGAGUUUUACCUAGCAUAGACUUGACCUGGAGUCAGUGGGUCUGGCGACGAAUAUGUAGCGAGGGCUAGCCGACUAGAGAAUACAGGUCGCAGUGGUGGGUGGUAUAAGGGGCUUUGGUAACAAAACGGAUGGCGCUGUGAUAGACUGCAUCCAGUUUGCUGAGUAGAGUAUUGGAAGCUAUUUUGUAGAUGACAUCGCCGAAGUCGAGGAUUGGUAGGACAGUCAGUUUUACUAGGGUAAGUUUGGCGGCGUGAGUGAAGGAGGCUUUGUUGCGAAAUAGAAAGCCGAUUCUAGAUUUGAUUUUGGAUUGGAGAUGUUUGAUAUGAGUCUGGAAGGAGAAUUUACAGUCUAGCCACACACUUAGGUAUUUGUAGUUGUCCACAUAUUCUAGGUCAGAACCGUCCAGACUAGUGAUGCUAGUCAAGCGGGCGGGUGCGGGCAGUGAAUGGUUGAAAAGCAUGCAUUUGGUUUUACUAGCGUUUAAGAGCAGUUGGAGGCCACGGAAGGAGUGUUGUAUGGCAUUUAAGCUCGUUUGGAGGUUAGUUAACACAGUGUCCAAAGAAGGUCCAGAUGUAUACAGAUUGGUGUCGUCUGCGUAGAGGUGGAUCAAGGAAUCACCCGCAGCAAGAGCGACAUCGUUGAUAUAUACAGAGAAAAGAGUCGGCCCAAGAAUUGAACCCUGUGGCACCCCGAUAGAGACUGCCAGAGACUGAACUCUGUCUGCGAAGUAGUUGGUGAACCAGGCGAGGCAGUCAUUUGAGAAACCAAGGCUAUUGAGUCUGCCGAUAAGAAUACGGUGAUAGACAGAGUUGAAAGCCUUGGCCAGGUUGAUGAAGACGGCUGCACAGUACUGUCUUUUAUCGAUGGUGGUUAUGAUAUCAUUUAGUACCUUGAGCGUGGUUGAGGUGCACCCAUGACCAGCUCGGAAACCAGAUUGCACAGCGGAGAAGGUACGGUCGGAUUCCAAAUGGUCAGUGAUCUGUUUAUUAACUUGGCUUUCAAAGACCGUAGAAAGGCAGGGCAGGAUGGAUAUAGGUCUCUAACAGUUUGGGUCUAGAGUGUCACCCCCUUUCACGAGGGGUAUGACCGUUGCAGCUUUCCAAUCUUUAGGGAUCUCGGACGAUACGAAAGAGAGGUUGAACAGACAAAUAAUAGGGGUUGGGGAUAAUUUUAGAAAGAGAGGGUCCAGAUUGUCUAGCCCAGCUGAUUUCUACAGGUCCAGGUUCUUCAGCUCUUUCAGAACAUCUGCUAUCUGGAUUUGGGUGAAGGAGAAGCUGGGGAGGCUCUGGCAAGCAGCUGCGGUGGUGCGGAGCUGUUGGCUGGGGUUGGGGUAGCCAGGAGGAAAGCAUGGCCAGCCGUAGAGAAAUGCUAUUGAAAUUUUAGAUUAUCAUGGAUUUAUCGGUGGUGACUGUUUUACCUAGCCUCAGUGCAGUGGGCAGUUGGGAGGAGGUGCUCUUGUUCUCCAUGGACUUUACAGUGUCCCAAAACGUUUUGGAGUUAGAGCUACAGGAUGCAAAUUUCUGUUUGAAAAAGCUGGCCUUUGCUUUCCUGACUGACUGCCUGCAUUGGUUCCUGACUUCCCUGAACAGUUGCAUAUCGCGGGGACUAUUUGAUGUUUUUCUGCUGGUCAAGGGCAGUCAGGUCUGGAGUGAACCAAGGGCUAUAUCUGUUCUCAGUUAUACAUUUUUUGAAAGGGGUAUGCUUAUUUAAGAUGUUGAGGAAAUUACUUUUAAAGAAUGACCAGGCAUCCUCAACUGACGGGAUGAGGUCAAUAUCCUUCCAGGAUACCCGGGCCAGGUCGAUUAAAAGGCCUGCUCGCAGAAGUGUUUUAGAGAGCAUUUGACAGUGAUGAGGGGUGGUCGUUUGAUCGCGGACCCAUAGCGGAUGCAGGCAAUGAGGCAGUGAUAGCUGAGAUCCUGAUUGAAAACAGCAGAGGUAUAUUUGUAGGGCAAGUUGGUCAGGACAAUAUCCAUGAGGGUGCCCAUGUUUAAGGAUUUAGGGUUGUACCUGGUGGGGUCCUUGAUAAUUUGUGUGAGAUUGAGGGCAUCUAUCUUGGAUUGUAGUACUGCUGGGGUGUUAAGCAUAUCCCAGUUUAGGUCACCUAACAGAACGAACUCUGAAGAUAGAUGGGUGGCAAUCAAUUCACAUACGGUGUCCAGGGCACAGCUGAGAGCUGAGGGGGGUCUAUAACAGGCGACAACAGUGAGAGACUUAUUUCUGGAGAGAUUAAGUUUAUAAAAAUAUAAGCUCAACCUGUUUGGGUAUAGACCUGGAAAGUAUAACAGAACUUGAAUGAGUAGGUGUCCAAGCUUUUCACCAGCGUGCCUUGCUCUGAAAUGGAUUGUCCAUUACUGUUAGGGUCGUCCACAUGAAGAAGAAACAGAGUCAUUGUUAGGGCCACUGAAAUGCUUUAUGAAGAAUCCUGUGGUAUAUUUUAUUAUCUAGAUAUACAUGAUCUAAUGUUAAUAAUGUUAUCUAAUGCACCCAUUUUCAGUAGAAUGUACUAAACAAACGAUGUCAAGUUUCUGUCAUCAAAUAUUUUAUUAAUACACUGUAUAAGCAUAAGAGUAUCCAAUGAUGUUAUUAUUCAAGAUGUAUGCAUUGUGCAUUGUUGGAUAUGCUGUAUGUAGCGGCACAUGGUUUAUAUGAAGGUGAAGCGCUUCAGUUUGAUUUUAUGAUGCUUAUGCCUAAAGAAGUCCUUCUCAAUGUGUUUGCUUAUUUUUAUAUGAAAGAAUUGAAGACAUUAUUAUCUUAUUUUGCUAAUAGUGUUUCCUUGCCUUAAAGUGCUCUUAUGAAAUCACUGUUCCAAACAGCAGUCAGCUCCUGAGUGUUUACAGUUGUAUCCAUGGCCCUUGUUGACCUUGGUCUGCUCUCAUAGUUUGUGUGUUUGGACGUUAAAAUACAAGAAAGGAAACAUUUUAACGCAUUACAUUUAGAUUGUAUUAAUUCAUCUAUAUACAUGUUUUUUUUUCAAUUGUCAAUGUAUUUGUUAUUUUUCCCUGUUAAAUUGGCCGGUGAAAAUCU
This is a messenger RNA of Oncorhynchus masou masou (cherry salmon), 7540 nucleotides long. Its product is annotated as protein-glutamine gamma-glutamyltransferase K-like. Gene Ontology annotation, molecular function: protein-glutamine gamma-glutamyltransferase activity. Lineage: Eukaryota; Metazoa; Chordata; Actinopteri; Salmoniformes; Salmonidae. The transcript is spliced from 15 exons. The record is from RefSeq and is a predicted model, not a curated record. The coding region runs from base 230 to 2611 and encodes 793 amino acids. Gene Ontology annotation, biological process: peptide cross-linking.